GCAAGAAUUUCCGUGCAGAUCUGGCUGAUUAUACACUAUGCUCACAUCAACAGCACAGCACGUACAGUAGAAUCAAAGCCUUGCAAAGACUACAGGUGCCUGAGAAAAAGAGGCACUUUGAUAUAAAUGAUCUGACUGGGCAACAGCAGAGUCUGAAGACACAGUGGAGGUGAACUCACUUUCUGAACAGACCAACACAGUAAGAGGACAACAACAGUCAAAAAUAAGUGCAACAGCUGAAUCGGCAGCCUCAUGGCCACCACCAACACUGCUAGCAUUGCCCAGGCUCGUAAACUGGUGGAGCAGCUCAAAAUGGAGGCCAAUAUCGACAGGAUAAAGGUCUCCAAAGCAGCAGCAGACCUGACAUCAUACUGUGAAGCCCACUCUAAAGAGGACCCCCUGCUCUCCCCAGUGCCUGCAUCCGAGAAUCCUUUCAGGGAGAAGAAGUUCUUCUGUGCCAUUCUGUAGCCGGUACUGCCAAGCCAUGGACUCACUUGCUGAUUUUUUACAAGGGCGAGAGAGGUGCAGUGGAGAACCUUUAAAUUCUCCUGGCUAUCUAAGAGCCCUGAUUAAGCCACUGACUCCACCCAGUGGCCUUGAUAUCUAAAGCUGAGUAUGGUAACAUGUUGAAAUUCAGGAGGGAGUGCAGCAGAUCAGCCAGGAUGUGUUUUGAAAAAUUUAAGAAUUCAAAGGUUUCUGUGGUUCUAAUGCAGUAUUCAGAUAUUUUUUGUUUUUUGUUAUUGAAUUGUAGUGGGCUGUGAUCGUUAAUCUGAUCACUGGUUUUAGAACCCAUGGAUUAUUACAUUUGUUGUGUUAUUUUCUUUUUGAUUAUCUUUUUCUUUCUGAAUGAAUUGAUAUAGGCCUACCAUUUAGGUAGCUUUCUGUAGCCAUGUGUGGACACAGCAAAAACAUUUGUUGUUUUUUUACACUUUUAUUUAAUGAAUGAACUUUUAUAUGAUUAUGAAUUAUUCAUGCUUGGACAAAUAUUCUUUAAACAAAAUACUUAUCUUUUAGAUGCUGAUAAAAUAUUUGACUGUACAGCAAACAAAUUGUAUUUGUUUUGUUUUUGGUCUUAAGCAUAGUUCUGUUUUUACUCUUUGUACAAAAAUGUUAGCAAGUUCAGCUGUGUUGUGCUAUACAUUUUGAAUAUUUGUGGAGAUAUCAAUAAUAACUGCAUGAAGCCUGACAAAGUGCUGUCUUUAUUCCCUAAAACCGACAGAUUACCACAUUGACAUUAAAAAUCAAAUUAACAUCCUUCUACUGAAACCUCAAUCUCCAACAGCUGUUAUCCCCUAAUCCCAACGUCUUCCAUCGGAUCAUUUUCAAAGUCUGCAUAGCUCGGUAACUGAACCAUACUGUAGAAGUCUUUUUUAACACUUCCAACAAGAUGCUGGGCAUUACUAUUAUGAUCAUCAUAAAAGAUUUGCCUCUGAUUGAUUAUGUUUUUUUGUGGAUAAUGUUGCAAAGCUCUGUCUUGCCAGCAGAAGGAGACCUUGUACCAUAACUGAGAUCAGGACAAAACGGUUUGAUUUGAAAUGCCAUAAAUGGUUAUAUAUGAAUUAUUAUGCAUUAAUUAACACCACAGUCAAAUAUCUUAAGGGAAUACACCAGGAAAGUGCAAAUUAAAUUAACCAUGCCAUAUUUAAUCAAGUUUUAAUUAGAAAUGUAAUUUCUGGGUUAAUUGUAAAAGAUGAAGAAAAAUUUAAGAGAAGUUUAAAAGUAGCAAUGUUGUUAACAAUGAUUCAAACAGACUUUUCAGAGCAAAUGAUGCAGCAUAUUCAUGUUUGCUUUGCUUUAACUUACAAGGAUAGUUAAAAAAAAUGAAAAAAAGAGAGAGAAAAGAAAAGUAUGUCAUCUGAUAUGGAACACAACAGGAGUUAAGAAUGUUAGUGUCAGUCACCAUUCAAUUUCAGUGCAUCUUUUUUUUUUUUUUAAACAAUGAAAGUGAAUGGUGACUGAGACUGUCAUUCUGCCUAACAUCUCCUCAUGAUUUAAUUUUCCGGCUCAAUUUCAAAUUUUUGUGUUGAAAAAAGACAUUUCUAUUUACUGCUAGUCAUGACAACAGGCAAACAUUUUCAUAACUUUAUCUAUAGAACCACUAUAAAUGCAAUGAGUGGAAUAUUUGAAACAAAGGACUUAAAAUAAGCUUAUACGUAGCUCACACAAAUAAAAAUAUUUUUUUCCCAACAUGCAUAUGUUAAGUUAAAAUGUAAAUGAACAAGGUAAAGUGUAUAUUUUAGGUGCUGUGGCAAGUCAGCCUUUCUUCCAGUUUUUAAAGAUCUUAAUCACCUUUUGCCUUUUUUCAAGAAGUGCAAAUAAACUAUUGUCUUAUUAAUAUGAACAUGGAAACAACAAGUAUAAUAAUAAUAUAUUAUAUACAGUAUGUAUAUAUAGCUAUACAAGAUCAUAACAUUUUGUUUAAAAUAGUUUGAUGAAGAAUGUGUCACACCGCAGGACCCUGAUGACAGUGCUUACAAUUUCAUGUUAAUUACCUACAUAAUUAUGUAUAAAUGUUUAUUUAAAAAAAAAAUAAAUAAACGAAAACAGAAAGUUGGCCAGAAUAUGUACAAAUAUAGAUAUAAACAAAUAUAAAUACAGUAUUUAUAAAAUAUAAACAUACCUCUUAAGGUGCAGAUCUUUGCAGAAAUGUUGCAGAUUAAUUGCUCAUAUUUUCACUCUUUGUAAGUUUGCUGCAUUUUAUAUCAGCAGUGUUUUAAUUUCUUUCCUCAGCUUAUUCUUGAGAUAAAGUGAAAAGGCCUAUGCUUUUACAGGUGCUGUUUUUUCCAUCCUUUAAAUAAAGUAAGCCUCAAAGACUCAAAUAGACACAAAGUAAUAUUUUUCAUGACUUAUUUUAUGCAUUUCUGUCAGUCGUGGGUAUUAUUCAGCAAGGUGUGUGAUCUGUGUCUAAUAAUACUGUUUAGAAGAAGCCACUUCAGCUCACAGUAAUGCUUUGUGGUAUGAAUAAAUUAUGGAAAUAAUAUGUUCUACUCAUAGCUUUCCUGUUUGCCAAUUUUAUUUAAGCUGCUGGUAUUGUAUUUGAUGCAAUUGCAAUUAUUUGUCAUUUUGUGAUUAUUCAGAGCUCAUCUUAUACUUAAGGUGUGUUUUUGAUUGUCACCUUUUUUGAGUUACGAAGAUAAUGAGCACCUAUAAAUCAUUUCAAAUGAUAAGAUAUUGGCUAUGUCUCAUUUUGAAGGAUGCAUCCUCUGGAGAUCGCAUUUCUCUGAGCACUUCUCGUUUCAGAAAAGUGAGUAGGACACUUCGAAUGUGACCUUCUUUCACGGGAAUUCGGAGGAUGCAUGAGGUGUAAGGUAAAAAAAAAACAAAUGACGCCAAUUUGCCGGUAAAUAUGAUGUUCAAACGCAAGGAAUUUUAAUUCCCAAGUUAACUCAGUAGAUGGGUGCAGAGUAUAUGUAUAAAUAAUAUGUAUAAUUAUAUUAAUAUAUAAUUUAAAUAAAGUAUUAUACUAAAAGUACACCUGUAAUUUUCUUUUCCCUUUAGAUCAUUAUAACUCAC
This is a messenger RNA of Xyrauchen texanus (razorback sucker), 3513 nucleotides long. RefSeq names its product guanine nucleotide-binding protein G(I)/G(S)/G(O) subunit gamma-2-like. Gene Ontology annotation, cellular component: heterotrimeric G-protein complex. Lineage: Eukaryota; Metazoa; Chordata; Actinopteri; Cypriniformes; Catostomidae. The transcript has 4 exons. The record is from RefSeq and is a predicted model, not a curated record. Gene Ontology annotation, molecular function: G-protein beta-subunit binding. Bases 253 to 468 code for a protein of 71 amino acids. Gene Ontology annotation, biological process: G protein-coupled receptor signaling pathway.